Molecule: messenger RNA, 3302 nt
Organism: Electrophorus electricus (electric eel)
Lineage: Eukaryota; Metazoa; Chordata; Actinopteri; Gymnotiformes; Gymnotidae
Product: sodium/potassium-transporting ATPase subunit alpha-1-like
Biological process (GO): proton transmembrane transport; intracellular sodium ion homeostasis; sodium ion export across plasma membrane
Cellular component (GO): plasma membrane
Molecular function (GO): P-type sodium:potassium-exchanging transporter activity; ATP hydrolysis activity; ATP binding
Source: RefSeq, a predicted model, not a curated record
AAAUAACCUAAGAUAUAACAAGAUAAACAAUGGGGUUAAGAAUGGGAAGCGAUAAGUACAAUUUGGCAGCAACUUCAGAAGAUGGGGGUAAAAAAAAGAAGAAGAAGACAGACAUUGAGGAACUCAAGAAAGAAGUGGAACUGGAUGAUCACAAGUUGACCAUAGAUGAGUUGCAUCGCAAAUAUGGGACUGACAUUAACAAAGGUUUGUCCAGUUCCCGUGCAAAGGAGAUCUUGGCCUGUGAUGGGCCCAAUGCUUUGACCCCCCCUCCUACAACUCCUGAAUGGGUGAAGUUCUGCAAACAGCUCUUUGGGGGAUUCUGCACUCUGCUGUGGAUUGGUGCUUUUCUCUGUUUUACAGCUUUUGCAAUCCAGUUUACCACAGAGAAUGAACCAGCAAAUGAUAAUUUAUACCUGGGUAUUGUGCUCGCUGCUAUAGUGGUGAUCACUGGUUUCUUCUCAUACUACCAAGAGUCUAAGAGUUCAAAGAUUAUGGACUCCUUCAAGAACCUUGUCCCACAUCAAGCCCUGGUUAUUCGUGAUGGUGAGAAGAAGAGCAUCAAUGCUGAGGAAGUUGUGGCUGGUGACCUUGUGGAGAUUAAGAGUGGUGACCGAGUUCCAGCUGAUCUGCGUAUUAUCUCCGCGCAUGGAUGCAAGGUGGACAACUCCUCUCUUACUGGUGAAUCUGAGCCUCAAACGCGUACUCCUGAGUUCUCCAAUGAAAAUCCCCUGGAAACAAGAAACAUUGUGUUCUUUUCCACAAAUUGCCUGGAAGGUUCUGCCAGAGGAAUUGUCAUCAACACUGGUGAUCACACUGUCAUGGGUCGCAUUGCUAUACUUGCCUCCAGCCUUGAGGGAGGAAAGACUCCAAUUGCCAAAGAGAUUGAGCACUUUAUCCACAUUAUCACCGUUGUGGCAGUUUGUCUGGGUAUGAGCUUCUUCAUCCUGUCCCUCAUGCUUGGAUAUGGCUGGCUGGAAGCUGUCAUUUUUCUUAUCGGAAUCAUUGUAGCCAAUGUGCCUGAGGGUAUGCUUGCCACAGUCACAGUUUGUUUGACUCUGACUGCCAAACGAAUGGCCAAGAAGAACUGCCUCGUGAAGAAUCUUGAAGCUGUGGAAACUCUUGGCUCCACCUCCACCAUCUGCUCAGACAAGACAGGAACCCUCACUCAGAACCGAAUGACUGUCGCUCACAUGUGGUUUGACAACCAGAUCCAUGAAAUGGACACUACAGAGAACCAGAGUGGAACCUCUUUUGACAGAAGCUCUCCUACAUGGUCAGCCCUGGCUCGUGUAGCUGGCCUGUGCAACCGUGCUGAAUUUCUUGCUGAUCAAAACAAAGAAAAAUCCAUUCUCAAGAGAGAAACAAAUGGUGAUGCAUCAGAUUCUGCUCUACUAAAGUGUAUUGAACUCUGCUAUGGUUCAGUAAUGGAGAUGAGAGACAAGCAUCCAAAACUUGCUGAAAUCCCUUUUAACUCCUCUAACAAGUACCAGGUCUCAGUCCAUGAGAACCCCAACCCCUCUGAGCCCAGGCACUUAUUAGUAAUUAAGGGAGCUCCUGAGAGGAUUCUGGACCUGUGUUCAAACAUCAUGAUUCAGGGCAAAGAGCUUCCCAUGAAUGAUGAAAUGAAGGAUUCUUUCCAACAUACUUAUGUAAAACUUGGGAGCCUUGGCGAAAGGGUGUUAGGUUUCUGCCAUUUAAAUCUGCCCAGUGACCAGUUCCCUGAGGGCUUUGCAUUUGACACUGAGGUGUUGAACUUCCCCAUUAACAACCUGUGCUUUAUUGGACUCAUGUCCAUGAUUGAUCCUCCUCGUGCUGCUGUACCAGAUGCAGUAGCCAAGUGCAGGAGUGCUGGAAUCAAGGUUAUCAUGGUAACUGGUGAUCACCCUAUCACAGCUAAAGCCAUUGCUAAGGGUGUGGGUAUCAUCUCUGAGGGUACCGAGACUGUAGAAGAUAUUGCUGCUCGUCUAAACAUUCCUGUUGGAGAUGUACACAGGAGAGAGGCAAAGGCCUGCGUGGUCCAUGGUUCAGAACUGAAAGACAUGAGCCCAGAAGAGCUAGAUGACAUCUUGAGAAACCACACCGAGAUUGUGUUUGCGAGAACAUCUCCACAGCAAAAACUCAUCAUUGUGGAAGGCUGUCAGCGACAGGGGGCCAUUGUGGCUGUGACGGGUGAUGGUGUCAAUGAUUCUCCUGCUCUGAAGAAGGCUGAUAUCGGUGUUGCUAUGGGCAUCGCAGGAUCUGAUGUCUCCAAACAGGCUGCUGAUAUGAUUUUGCUUGAUGACAACUUUGCUUCCAUUGUGACUGGUGUUGAGGAAGGUCGUCUCAUUUUUGACAACUUGAAGAAGACAAUUACUUACACAUUGACUAGUAAUGUACCAGAGAUCUCCCCUUUUCUCCUCUUCAUCAUUGCUGGCAUUCCCCUUCCUCUCGGCACUGUAGCUAUACUUUGUAUUGAUCUGGGAACUGACAUGGUUCCUGCUAUUUCUUUGGUCUUUGAGAGUGCUGAAAGUGAUAUCAUGAAGAGGCUGCCCAGAAACCCCCAAAAAGACAAGCUAGUCAAUGAAAAACUUGUCAGUUUAGCAUAUGGCCAGCUUGGAAUGAUACAAGCAGUUGCUGGUUUCUUCACAUAUUUUGUGAUCCUGGCUGAGAAUGGAUUUCUGCCCACAUAUGUGUUAGGACUGCGUAUUUAUUGGGAUGAUAAGUACCACAAUGACCUGGAGGACAGUUAUGGCCAGCAAUGGACUUAUGAGAGCAGAAAAAUUAUAGAGUACACAUGCCAGACAGCAUUCUUUAUCAGUAUUGUGACUGUUCAGUGGGCCAAUUUGAUCAUCUGUAAGACCAGGAGAAAUUCCAUUGUACAACAAAAAAUGAAGAACAAAAUCCUUAUCUUUGGUCUGUUUGAGGAAACAGCUCUGGCUUCCUUCCUGUCCUAUUGCACAGGCAUGGAUGUUGCCAUUAGAAUGUAUCCUCUCAGACCCUGGUGGUGGUUAUGUGCCUUACCAUAUGCACUCCUCAUCUUCAUAUAUGAUGAGACCCGAAGAUACAUCCUUAGACGGAACCCAGGAGGUUGGGUGGAAAGGGAAACUUAUUAUUAAACCAAGAAGAAUAUUCUGCACAUCCAUGGACAUUUGCACAACAUGGCCCACAUAUCAAAUAAUAUAAUAGAUUUGUUAUCUUAUAUCAAAUAAGAUAAUAGAUUUCAAAUAGUGCAUUUGAAUCAUUUAAACUAAAUAAAGUUAAAACACUGAAUUUCAGGUAUGAGCUGAUUGUAGGCAAUGGUUGCCAGCAAACCAAUAAAAACA